This is a messenger RNA of Aspergillus sclerotioniger CBS 115572, 1028 nucleotides long. RefSeq names its product mitochondrial 37S ribosomal protein mS42 (gene sod4). The transcript has 4 exons. The coding region runs from base 35 to 928 and encodes 297 amino acids. Gene Ontology annotation, biological process: superoxide metabolic process. NCBI's taxonomy places the organism in Eukaryota, Fungi, Ascomycota, Eurotiomycetes, Eurotiales, Aspergillaceae. Gene Ontology annotation, molecular function: metal ion binding; superoxide dismutase activity. The record is from RefSeq and is a predicted model, not a curated record.
GCUUUGCACCUCGUCGUCUGUCCAUCCCAUCACCAUGUUGAACCGCCUCUUCCGGCCGCAGUCCGGCCUGCGUGCCGCCUCCGCCUUUUCCCAGAAGCCCGUCUCCGCGCUCCCACGCUUCCAGGUCCGCAGCCUGCACCGCGUGCCCCAAUUAUCCAACGACCAGUACUUCAAGAACAAUGGUGUUCCGGAGCUGCUAUCACCGGAGGCGUUCGACUUCUCGUGGACGCAAUACCAGGGGCUGCUCAUUGACAAGCUGAACCUGAUGACGCAGGACACCGUCGACGCCGAUGCAAAGCCCGGAGAGCUGCUGGUCAAAUACUCCCGGCGGCCGGAGAUGGCAUCCGUGUUCAACUACGCCUCGAUGGCCCACAACAACCACUUCUUCUUCAACUGCCUGUCUCCCGCCCCCACCCAGAUCCCCGAACCGUUCGCCAAAGACAUCGUCGACACCUGCUCCUCGAUCGAAUCCCUGAAGCUCGAUUUCCUGGCCACCGCCAACGCCAUGUUCGGCCCGGGUUUCGUCUGGCUGGCUAAGAACCUGGAGAGGGAGGGACUGAUGCACAUUUUCUGCACGUACAACGCCGGCUCGCCGUACCCGGCUGCGCACGCGCGGCGCCAACCGGUGGACAUGGCGACGCACUCGCUUGACGCGCCGCUGGGCAACCAGUUCGCGGGCGCGAUGGGCGCACACGCGGCCAACCAGAAGAACAUGGCCCCGGGCGCGUUGGACGUGCAGCCGAUUCUGUGUGUGAACACGUGGGAGCAUGUGUGGAUGAUGGACUACGGCAUUGGCGGCAAGGCCGAGUAUCUGGAGCGGUGGUGGGACCGGAUCAACUGGGAGGUGGUGUUUGACAACUACAAUGCGGUCAGCUCGGUGCGGGCUGGGCGGAACGCCAACCUGGAACGGAACUUGAGCAUGCUGUAGGCGUGUAUACCUUUGAUUCUAUUGUUCUGUUCUGUCUGUUCAUUUAUGUGAUAAACUGUAUUAUACAAAUGGAGUAUUUAAGGCUGCCUCUACCUCUGGC